AUGCAGCUGUUUGGAGCGAUCCCCUACCCCCAGGGCAUGAAGGAAUCCACGCACACGAUUACCUCGCUCGACGGAAGCAGCAUUGCGGUGCGUCGUCUCCUCCCAGUAUCGGCGGGCACCCAGCCCGGUGCCCAGCGGGCAGCCGUCUGGGCCUUUGGGGGUGGGUUUUUCUCGGGGAGCGUGGAUGUUUGCGUGCGCGUAGCUGCCGAGUUGGCCGAGAUGAGCCAAACGCAAAUCUUCGCAGUCGACUAUCGUCUCGCUCCCGAGAACCCGUUUCCCAAAGCAGUCGAGGACAUGUACGCCACAAUCGUUUGGCUACAAGCCAAUGCCAGCUCGUUCAAUGUGGAUCCGUCCCGCAUCGUGGUCGUCGGCCAAAGUGCAGGUGGAGGGCUUGCCGCCGGUACUGCUCUUAUGGCCCGGGACAAAGGGCUCGAGCCUCCACUUGCUGGCCAAAUCCUGAAGUAUCCCAUGCUCGACGAUCGCACGACAAUCGACGAAUCCUCACCGCUGUGGAAGCAUCUCAGCUGGACGGUCGAGUUCAAUGACAUGGCCUGGAAUGCUUAUUUGGGUGCUGAAAGGAACGAUGAAAAUGUCUCUCCAUACGCAGCCCCGGCAAGGGUCCGGGACGUAAGCAGGCUGCCGCGUACUUUCAUCGAUGCGGGGGGGCUGGACCUAUUUAGAGAUGAAAACGUUGCUUAUGCUGCUAGGCUCGCUGCAGCUAACGUUGAUGUCGAGUUCCAUCUAUAUCCUGGGGUGCCACAUGGUUACGAUGGCAUGGCAAUGCAGAUCAGGGUUACGAAGGAGGCCAAUGCUAACCUCAGUAGAUUCCUGUCUAGGGUCUAG
Truncatella angustata is the source of this 843-nucleotide messenger RNA. RefSeq names its product Alpha/Beta hydrolase protein. The coding region runs from base 1 to 843 and encodes 280 amino acids. Gene Ontology annotation, molecular function: hydrolase activity. The transcript has 2 exons. NCBI's taxonomy places the organism in Eukaryota, Fungi, Ascomycota, Sordariomycetes, Amphisphaeriales, Sporocadaceae. The record is from RefSeq and is a predicted model, not a curated record.